AGUAUUUUAAUGCCUCUAGUGGAUAGCAUAUCUAGUCUUUACUUAGUAUAUCAGUUCCAAAGACACGAAUAUUACAAAUCGUAAGUGGAUGCUGCUUAUUGUUAGCUACGGAUUAAGUGGAAUCUUUAUUUUAAGCGUGCAGCGUGUGGAACACUUCUAGGAUGGGUGCCGUUUCUUGGCUCAAACUAGAGGUUUCUAAUGAACCGAGCGUCUGAGAUUAGGGGUCGCCGGCAUCAGCUCUAUUGAUGAAUCUGGCGGUGACUCUAAGACGAAAUACACUUCACCUUCUAUAUUCCUUAUAACAUUAUACAUAAAAUCAUCCGCUACAGAAAUUUCAUCUUUGGUACCAUCUACUGACGAAAAUUACAAAUUGUAUAUUUUCAGUUAUAUUUGUCUAUGUACAAAAAUGAAAUGUCCCAUGCAAGAGCAAAGGAAGCAGUUCUUUCUCUCAUUGACCGACUCACUAGGUUUUGUUUGUUCUGCGUAACGCUCUCAACCAAUAGGUAUUCUUAAAUUUAAGAAUCGAUUGGAAAUAACCAAUCAGACCCACAUUCUUUUUGGGGAAUUUUUCAUCUCUUGAGAUUAUGAGUUGAAUUCGAAACGCAGCACCAGGUGGAGCAAUUAUCUCCAUUAUCGUAGAGAGAGAUGUAUGAAUUAGAAUGUGACAGUUGAGUUAGAAUCGUAGUCACUUUGGAACUGAGAUGUCAGGUUACGUCAAAUGAAAGCAACAUGAGUACAUUAGAUAAUAAUGAUGAAAAUAUUGACUUAGAAGAUAUAAAACUCGAAGCUUUUAAGAUUGAUGAUUACGAAAAAGAAAUUGACAGUGACGAUUUCUACAGUGAUGUUCCAGAAGCUAAUAAUGAUGAAAAUACAGAAGAUAAUCAGUACAAGGUAGAUGAUUGUCAAGAAGACGAAUAUGUGGGACCAGUACUUCCUGGAGGUCAUAGAUUUGAUAGAAAGUUUAUUUGUGUUAAAUAUCCUGGAAAUGUUAUUAAUCCAGACAAAGCUAUAGAAACUUUAGGUGGCAUUCAAAGUAUUUCAACGGCAGUAAAUACACCAAAUCGACGAUUGGAGUUAAGAUUCAGACCAGAUGAUAUUUAUUGCAAACCAACUUGUGGAGAUAGACAUAAUACUAAUGGCCUCUUGCUUAGAAUUAGAAUUAAAAAAUCUAGAGUAGAAAAAGCAAGAGAAGCUGAAGCAAAACAAGAAAGGAAACCACCAGCAAGUACUGUGAAAGUAAAUGAUUCUUCAGUUGAUAACAAUGAAAAUAUUAAAAAUAAUGUGAAUAAAAUAGAUGUAUCAGGGAUUGAAGAUAAUAAAGAUCAACAAGGACAACUUAUAACUGAAUUAAUUGAUCACAUACAAAGUUGUAGCUUUACUACUUUAGAUAAUCCUGUUCCUGGUCCUUCUCAUAAGGAUUUAUAUUCUGAGAAUGUUAAAGAUUUACAGGAUCAGUUAGUAGAUACAAAAGCAAAUUUGUCAAAGAGUAAAAAUGAUAUACCACCAACAUUUGAUCGUAAUAAGUAUGAAGAUCUUUCUGAAGAUAAGGAUUACGAAUUACCAAAAUUACAAAUUUUAGGCAGAGUUGAUACAGAAUUUAAAUUUACAAAUCUUUGUGAUUUUCAAUAUUUACCUAUGACUCAAAGUAAGGAUGAUCCAAAAAAAUUAGAGUGUAUAUAUCAUAAAAUUUAUCCCAAUAAUAUACCACAUUAUUCUUGGUUAAGGAAUGACGUGCCUUAUUUUCUGCCACCAGCUGCGUUCAGCAGAAUGGAUACAGUACAGCAAUAUGUACCAAAAACUGAAGUUAAUUCAUAUCCAGAAAAUAUAAUAGGAAAGAGUAGAAAGAGAAAGACAGGAUUUUCGAAUUUUAUUUACUUUUCAACAUCAGAAGUUCCUUCUAAACCACCGACAGGCAUAGAAACUGCUAUGAAAGUUAAGUUUAUUCAGAAUAUACACUUUGAACAAAUUCGUCAAGUUUUUGAGGAGCGACCAAUUUGGUCAAAGAACGCGAUAAUGUAUAAAACGAAAUUUUCUCAUGAACGAUUGAAAAUUUUACUACCUGCUGUCGCAUAUUAUUUUGUGACUGGCCCAUGGAAGAUUAUGUGGGUAAAAUUGGGAUAUGAUCCAAGAAAAGAUAUUUCUGCAAGAAAAUACCAAACUUUAGAUUAUAGAUUAAAAGCUAUGCAUGGUUUGGGAUCUACUGUAAAGUGUAAAAGAAAUUACUCAGAUUAUACAUUACCAUAUAAAUCCACACCAGCUGCAAAACAGAAAACAAUUGUACAAAGUGCUGCUUCAAAUCAAGAACAAAGCUCUAAAAAGGAGCAAGAUUUAAAUGAGAAUGUAUAUAUCUAUCGAGAAGGAACGGUACCUCCUUCUAGACAAAUGUUUUAUCAGUAUUGUGAUGUUCUUGUAGAUGAAAUACAAGAAAUGUUAGCAAAGUUACCAGAUCUACCUGGUUCUAAGUGCCAUGAAAAAAGAGGCUGGUUACCAAGUGGUUUUGAUGUUCAGUGUAGAGAAAUAAUUAACAAACAAGUUCGAGCUGUUUUGAGAAAGCAAAUGAAUAUACCUGAAGAUCAUCCUACAUCUUUACCUCGAAAACGCAAAUCAAGAAUUAAAUUAAAGCUUAAUAAACUUAAAGGUAAAAAGAGAAAGAGAAAAAGUUCUCUUUCUAGUGCAGAGGAAAGUGAAGGAAAAUACGAUCAAUUUGAAUCUGGUACUGUUAUAACAGAAAAUGAGUGAACUGUGUUUCUAGGUAAUAACUUUUAUAUUUAGUAUGGUCCAAUAAGAAUUAAUAUUUGAAUAUCUCUGUUGUUUUUGGAAAUAUAAAAAAGCUGUAGGUUUUUGCAUAUGAAAUGGCGGAUUUCACAAGUAUGUAAAAUCAUUCAGAGUUUCAUGAUUAAAAAUGUGCUUUAUCAAAUGUCGACUUAAAGUUUGAAGCUUGCCAAAAUCAACAUGAUCUAUGUUUUGUUUGUUUUAUAUGUUAUUAUAAAAUUAUUUAUCCAAUCCAUGAACAUUUUUAUGAAACUUGAAACUUCAAUCUAAGAGUUGUUCAUAACAUUAAUGUAAAUAUCUCAAAAACUGACAUUUAAUAUAAAUAAAUAAAGACUUUAUAAAUACCUACAAAUAAAGUUUAUUCAUAAAUGUACAGAGUUUGUUUGCCAAAUGUAAAUCUAUUAAUAAAUAUGUUUACAUUAAUCAUUAACUGAUGCUGUAAUUACAAAUUAAACAGAAUGUAAAAGAUUAUUGAAUUCUUUUGAAAAAUGAGUGCGGAAAAAUGCAGCGACGAGACACAUUUUGAUGAUAUUGAUAAACAUUUGUAGUAUAUAUGUAUAUAACAUGUACAUAUAUUUACUAUAACAAUGUAAUAAUUUUUAUUAUAUACGAAAACGUUAUGUUUAUGAUUCAAAUUAUAAA
Molecule: messenger RNA, 3414 nt
Organism: Frieseomelitta varia
Lineage: Eukaryota; Metazoa; Arthropoda; Insecta; Hymenoptera; Apidae
Gene: l(2)37Cd
Product: general transcription factor 3C polypeptide 5
Exons: 8
Coding region: 730-2739 (669 amino acids)
Biological process (GO): transcription initiation at RNA polymerase III promoter
Cellular component (GO): transcription factor TFIIIC complex
Source: RefSeq, a predicted model, not a curated record